Messenger RNA from Ananas comosus (pineapple), 1189 nucleotides. RefSeq names its product 2-hydroxy-6-oxo-6-(2'-aminophenyl)hexa-2,4-dienoic acid hydrolase-like. NCBI's taxonomy places the organism in Eukaryota, Viridiplantae, Streptophyta, Magnoliopsida, Poales, Bromeliaceae. Gene Ontology annotation, molecular function: catalytic activity. The transcript has 5 exons. The record is from RefSeq and is a predicted model, not a curated record. Bases 72 to 1064 code for a protein of 330 amino acids.
UAUAUAUAUAUUCCAACCUUGCAAACACCUCAAAUCAUAGAAGAGAGAUAUAGAGCGAGAGAUUGAGCAAAAUGAUGAACGUGGUCAAAGCAGAGAAGUCGUUGGUGCGCUUCUUCGUAAAGAGGGCAGGGUUGCGACAACACACUAUUGAGAUUGAGCCUGGGACGAUUAUAAGAUUUUGGAUCCCAAAAGAGAAAGUCCCGAAGCAGAAGGGGACCGUAAACGAAGCGGUUUUCAAAGGAAAGAGCGAUGUCAAAGCAAUUGGCAAAGAAAAGAGCGGGGAGAACAGUAAGAAGAAGCCGGCCGUCGUUCUCAUGCACGGCUUCGCAGCCGAUGGCAUCGUCACCUGGCAGUUCCAAAUCGGCAUACUAGCGAGGCACUAUGAGGUGUACGUGCCGGACCUGCUCUUUUUCGGGGGGUCGACAAGCACGUCGACCGACCGGUCCCCCGCAUUCCAAGCCCGGUGUUUUCUGACCGCGCUGGAACGGUUAGGCGUGGAUGCGUGCACGGUGGUCGGGUUCAGCUACGGGGGGUUUGUCGCGUUCAAAAUGGCAGAGGCGAAGCCCGACGUGGUGCGCAAUCUCGUCGUGUCGGGCUCGGCCAUCGACUUGACCGACUCGAUCACCGACGAGUCGCUGGAGCGGCUCGGGUUCGCGUCGCUGGCCGAAAUGCUCCUCCCGGAAUCCGUGAAGGGCUCAAAAGCGCUUUUCUCCGUUGGUGCGUACAAGAAGCUGCCGUUCCCGGAUUGGUUUCAUAAUGAUUAUCUUAAGGUGAUGUUUAGUAAUAGAAAAGAGAGGGCGGAGUUGCUUGAAGGGUUGGUGAUAAGGAACAAAGAUGCAAAGGUUCCGGCGCUAACGCAGAGGAUACUAUUGUUGUGGGGAGAAAAUGACAGCAUAUUUAAAAUUGGACUAGCUAAGAACAUGAAAGAGCAACUGGGUGAGAACACCACACUGCAAGCCAUAAAGAAAGCAGGCCACCUUGCUCACCUGGAGCGGCCGUGCGUCUACAACCGUCACCUCAAGGAGUUUCUGGCACAACUCCACAAUGAACCUUCGCAGAAAUGAAAUGAUUGAAUCUCACGAUAUUUGUUAUUACUAUUCAAAUCAAUUGUGUUUUCCCGAUACAUUUUAUUUAUCUCGAUGUAUCGGCAUUUAAAGUGAAAAAAAUAUAAGUUACACUUAAUCCUUCA